This is a messenger RNA of Hordeum vulgare subsp. vulgare (domesticated barley), 789 nucleotides long. RefSeq lists its product as uncharacterized. The transcript has a single exon. The record is from RefSeq and is a predicted model, not a curated record. Lineage: Eukaryota; Viridiplantae; Streptophyta; Magnoliopsida; Poales; Poaceae. Bases 116 to 556 code for a protein of 146 amino acids.
GCAUUUGGCAUCUGCUUCCUUCCUUCCACGCCAAUAAUAUAUACCACCACCCUGCACGCGCCCACAGCUCUGCAAAGCAGGAGCGGCAGCAGCUAAGCAAAGCUAGGCUAGCGCGAUGUCGUCGUGGGCGCAGCACUCGCGGCGGGGCUGGAGGCACGGCUGGGCGGCGCGGGCGCUGUCGUCGGCGACGCUGCCGCCGUGGCGCCUGCUGGCCUUCUUCGCCAUCGUCGUCUCAUUCCUGGCCACCUCCUCCUACGUGGACUACAGAGCCGUGGAGCGCCGGGCCGAGAUCGGCGCCCGCGUCUUCGCCGCGCCGCUCGCCGCCAUGGCCGCCUUCCUCCUCUUCGCCGCGCUCGGGUACUGGCGCCGCCGCACCCGCUGGGCGCACCGGCGCCACGCCGUGAACGCCCAGCCGGCCGUGGCCUCGUCGCAGUCGUCGGGCGCGUCGCCGUGGGGCGUGGCGGCGAUGGUGGCGGUGCUGCUGGUGAUGGUGACGUUCCAGCCCUGCGUCCACUCCAUGUGGUUCAGGCCGCUCUGGAGUUCAGACUACAGCUAGCUCCUGGCUCAUCGGGUACUCUCUCCGUACGUGUGUAGUAGUAGUACUACUGUCAGUGUUCAUAAAAGUAGCUACGUGCUUGAGAUAUGUGUUUGAUCGUUGUGUAACCUCACGGUAUUAGUUGAAUUUCAUACGCCUACAUUUCCGUGUGAUUAUAUUAUGUAUGUUUGCUUCAAAUUAUGAGGGAAUAUCCUCACGGUAUUCUCAUCUUGUAUAAAAUCUCACCUAAACUA